UGUUCCGAGCGGACGUGCCGUGAUAUUACGCAUCCACCGACGACGCCGCCGCCGCCGUCGCUGCCAUUAUUGUGUUUGUGUGUGCGCGUUUGUGUGCCAGGUAAACCCCGUGCCCAGGGACAUCACACGGUUCUCCAGUCCGGUGCCGAUCCACCACCGCAUUGUGUCGCUUGCGUGGAGUGUUCCGCGUGUGCUCCUGUGCGUUCGUGCGUGCGUGCCACUUGUGGGAGACGGUGAGAGAAAGGUAGUGCAGGAAGAGAAGCAAGACGCCGAGUAGCACGGAUGAUUAGAUAGAACUCGCCCACCGGUAUCCCACUAUCACUGUGGGGCCAUUAUUUGUUGUCUGCCAACCAACCCCUUUCAUCGCGCGCCACUUCAGCCUGCCGUGUGUGUCGGACGGUGCGAUUGAAUGUGUGAUAAAAGCCAAAGAUCCCCGCAGUAGCAGCAGUAGACCACCAAAGAUACGGGGCAGGUGUACACUCUCUUUCCGAGAACAGCAACAGCAGCCCAGUUGCAAGUGACACAAACAAAACGGUCCCAAGAACAGGAUCCCGAAUUGAACCCGAGUUUUAGUCGAGUGUCGGUGUGUUUGUGAGUUGUGGUGUGCCGUUUUCAGGUGCGUGGAUCACGUGCGAGAGGAUCGCUCUCUCGUUCUCUCUCUCUGUGUUUCUUCGGGCAUUCAAGCGAGAAAACAAUCGCGAAACCAAACCGCGAACGCAUCCACGUACGAUCGGACGCAUAAUCGAUCGAUUUGCCAACCAACCAAGCCACCAACGAGGUGGCCACGAGUGCACCACAACCCAAACCAACCAGAAAAGCAGGGCAGCCACCCCCCGCCCGCCCUCCUUGUUAACAGUCUGUGUGCACAGGAUGCAGAACAGCACGAUCGCCACGGUUUGCGCGCGGUUGGCGGUACUGGCGAUGGUGGUGGUGGCGUUGGUGUACGGCCAGCAGUCGGCCGACGACCGUCGGCACGUCGGUGCCAUCAUCUUCCCCGACGAGCUGAACGAUCGGUACGAACGUGACAAACCGGCCACCGAUGCUGGUGGUGGUGGUGGUGGUGGCAGUCGCACCGGGCUGGCCAAGGAGAAGCGCGAACUGGCGCACACCGCCAGUGACGGGGACUACCUCGACGAUAACGCCAACGACGACGAUGAUGCUCCGGGGGCGGCACUGGCGGACUACGAUAUCGGGGUUGCCCGGGCUCGCUUCCUGUCAGAGCUAAAGUCGACGGCCGACCUGAUAGGCCAGCUCGAUCCGGACUCGAUCGAUGCCCGUAUCUUCAACGACGCCAAUGGAGAGUACACCGGGCGCGAUAUGGGGGAGAAUCCGAAGCCGGCAUCGUGCGAACCGCAGCCGGAGCUGGUGAGUUUGCGGCCGGAAAACCUGACCGGCACCCGGUACUACUACUUCCCGACCUGUACCCGCGUCAACCGGUGCAGCGGUUGCUGCAACACGAACCAGCUCGUCUGCGAAGCCGUCACCACCAGGAAGAUACUGUACAAGGUGAUGAUCAUGGAGUACCGGACGGGCAAGAAGGAUCGCUUCUCGCACCUCGAGCUCGUCCCGACCGAGGAGCACGUGAAGUGCAAGUGCCUGUGCCGCGUACGGGAAUCGCACUGCAAUGAGCUGCAGGUGUACAAUCCGAACAACUGCCGGUGCGAGUGCACGAACCGGGACGACCGGAACCAGUGCGUGCAGGAGCGGCAGCUGAAACAGUGGAACCCGGAUACGUGCCGCUGCGAGUGUUUGCCGCGGACCGAAGAGUGCACCAGCGGUUCCCAUUACGAUCGGAGUGCCUGCAAGUGCUUACCGUCACAGCAGCAGCAACAGCAGCAAACACCAUGGGCUGGCUGGGCCCGGAACCGCACACUCGAAGACCGUAGGCGCCUGAUCGUGAAACCGAUGCCGGUAACGAGCGGAAGCAACUGAGUUGCUGGCUGGCUUCGGAAAAAGGUGUCGAAACAUUAACAUCAAUAGGCAAUCCCCUCGUGUAGCAGGCUGCUGGUAUUCAUUGGAAGCGGUUUGUUGAUGGUACGCAAGCACAACGGAGAGCUGGCAGAAAUAAAACGGGCUUAGUCAUUAUUGUUCUAUUUAUUUCCCUAAGUAAUUGAUUGAUUGUUGCAUCUAUUGCGAAUUGCGAAAUCGUGUUUAAAACAUUGGCCGUCUAACUUUCUAAACGAGUUUGAAUUUAGCAUUCGUAGGCCAGUCAGCCUAGAGAUGUUUGUUAUCGAUCAUGAUUUUCAUUUGUGUGGUUAAAUUUUUCGCUGUGUUCCCUUUGUGCACGUUUCAUUUACUUUGCGCCGCAUUUCUCCCUGCUGGCAAAGCUCAUCGUUAACGAAUAACAAUACGUUUACAGAAAACAAGAGAGCACGCAGCGGGAUAAGCAACACAUCGCGCGCCAGUUAGUGCCAGUUACGCUAGCGUGCGAUGACGAAUAUUAGAGUCUUGUUUGAUCAGUUCACUCAGCUCACUAGUAAGAUUUAAAAAAAAACUAAAUAAAACCCCCUAACACAAUUCAUUUCGUCUGUUAAUCAACUUUGUCUGAUUAGUUUUCGCUUAACCACCG
Molecule: messenger RNA, 2569 nt
Organism: Anopheles aquasalis
Lineage: Eukaryota; Metazoa; Arthropoda; Insecta; Diptera; Culicidae
Gene: Pvf1
Product: PDGF- and VEGF-related factor 1
Cellular component (GO): membrane
Molecular function (GO): growth factor activity
Source: RefSeq, a predicted model, not a curated record